Molecule: messenger RNA, 237 nt
Organism: Amoebophrya sp. A25
Lineage: Eukaryota; Dinophyceae; Syndiniales; Amoebophryaceae
Source: the annotation of a GenBank genome assembly
AUGGGUCGACUACGACAAGAGUAAUUUUGUUACGCGUCUGCUGAUGCGUGAGUAUUCCUCGUCGCCGUUUGCGCAACGACAUGUGAACAUACGAGACGCAGGAUCCUCAAAGAAGCACGGUGAUGGUUCGAGUUCCCCUUUGCAGCAUUCUUCAACAGGAGGACAUCGAGAACCCCCUUCUUCGACAGGUAAGGACCAUUUAUUUCGAGGCGAUGGAGAUCGAGAUCAAUCUUCUGG